UCUGAUUCCUUUCCCCGAAGAACCUGUCCUCUUUAGUCAUUUCAAUUUGCCUUUGUCUUUCUCUCUCCUCUUCCAGCUCUGUUCUUCUCUGUCCCUCGAGCUCUGAGAAUUCUCUCUCUCUCUCUCUCUCUCUCUCUUCCCUGGAGCUCUGGCUUUUCCUUCUCUGAAAUACCAUUUCGAUUUCAACGUUCAAACCCGUUUCGUGAGCUAACAGGUCAAAAAACGAAAAUAUUCGAAAAUCUUCGCGGAAAAUUGAAGGGGUUCGUGGACAGGUCAAAACAGAAAUUUUCCGUUCAGUCAGACCUACGCGAAGUUUCUCUGUUGGGUAACGUUACGGGAGUGUUUUGUACUACAGGCUUUUCUUCUCCUUCCUUGUGAAGAAAACUUUCGCCGAGGUUGCCCACCAGACGACCUGCGUUGCGUUGAGAUGUGUUGUCGUUCUGUUUUCUUGAGAUUCACGUUAUAAUGCGGAGAAGUUGACAGAUUAUCUCGCGCGAUUUCUAGGUGAUAUUUUGAAGAUGGAUUCGGUAAAACCAUCGGCGGUGACACCAUCAAAGAGCAAACUUGCAAGAACAAUAGCCAAAGUUCUUAAUCUCCGAACAGCAACUGGGGUUGCUCCGGUGGAUGGGAUUCAACGCAAGGUGAAGAAGUCCCAAGAGAUUGGAAUCCAAAAGGUGAAGAAGUACGACCAAUUUGCUAGUAAAAGCAAGAAGGGUCAGUCUCAGUCUCGGUCUUUCGAGCUUGAAGAUGAAGAAGAGCUUCAAGACAGAAUGGCUCUUGAAGCACUCGUUGCGAAGCUCUUUGCCAUCAUUUCAUCCGUCAAAGCUUCCUAUGCGCAAUUGCAAUACUUUCAAUCUCCAUACGACCCAGAUGGGAUUCGAGACGCCGAUCAAUUGGUCGUCUCGGGAUUUAAGAACUUGUCGGAAUUAAAACGCUGUUACUUGAAGAAACAGUUCGAUCCUUCCCCUGAAACAGCUAUGCUUUCGGCCGAAAUCGAAGAGCUAAAGAGCGUACUCAAAACGUACGAAAUCAUGGGGAAGAAAUUGGAAUCCCAAGCGAGACUCAAAGAUUCCGAGAUUACAUUUCUUAAGGAGAAAUUGGAGGAAGCUAAUAGACAGAACAAGUUGCUCGAGAAGAGACUGAACCAGAGUGGUCAGCUUUAUGUCCUUGACAAUCUUCAUCUAUCUGGGUUGAACUCGAGCCAUUUCAUUACUGUUCUAAAGCACACUGUGAAAUCCAUCAGAACCUUCGUGAGGUCGAUGAUGGAGGAGAUGAAAUCCGCCGGUUGGGAUUUCGAUGCCGCGGCCUCUGCUAUAGAACCCGACGUCGUUUAUUGGAAAAAGGAACAUACGUGUUUCGCUUUCGAAUCGUUCGUUUGCAGAGAAAUGUUCGAUUCUUUUUGUCUACCAAAUUACUCUGUUCCGAACGAAUUGUCGUUGACGCCGGAGAAGAAGAAGAAACAGAGAGAGGCAUUCUUCAGGAGUUUCAUGGAGUUGAAGUCCAUGAAAGCUAAAGAGUAUCUGGCAGAGAAUCCCAAAUCGGCGUUCGGGAAUUUCUGCCGGGUCAAGUACUUGCAGGUGGUUCAUCCAAAAAUGGAGUCUUCUUUCUUUGGAAAUCUGAACCAGAGGAAUCUGGUCGAUUCCGGCGAGUUUCCGACGUCGAAUUCGUUCUUCGCAUCGUUUUCCGAGAUGGCGAAACGGGUUUGGGUCCUACAUUGCAUGGCGUUCUCGUUCGAAACGGAGGCUAAAAUCUUUCAAAUAAAAAAAGGGUGUCGUUUUUCCGAAGUUUACAUGGAAAGUGUAGCUGAAGAAGAACCUAUCUUUUCGUCGUCGUAUGAUCCCCAAGUGGCUUUCACUGUCGUUCCCGGAUUCAUCAUUGGUAAAACCGUGAUACAGUGUCAGGUUUAUCUAGCUCAGUUACAAUCCGAGAGGCCAAGACUCAGCCGUUGAUCAUAGUCAUCCCAACGGGUAGUGAUCAAUUAUUGGACCCCACAUGAUCACAUAGAUAAUAACCAUUUUUUAUUAUAAAAAAAAUGAUGGAAAUUCGAAGUUGGGUCAGUAGCAGAGCAUGUUUUGUCCAUAUUUUGGAAUGGGAAAAAACGCGUGGGAAGUUGGACCAUUUUGUGGGGGAAUUACGACUUAUUUACCUUAUAUUAAAUAUUAUUUAGUUUUUA
This is a messenger RNA of Ziziphus jujuba (common jujube), 2173 nucleotides long. RefSeq names its product protein GRAVITROPIC IN THE LIGHT 1. The coding region runs from base 519 to 1949 and encodes 476 amino acids. Gene Ontology annotation, biological process: negative gravitropism; response to red or far red light. The transcript has 3 exons. The record is from RefSeq and is a predicted model, not a curated record. Lineage: Eukaryota; Viridiplantae; Streptophyta; Magnoliopsida; Rosales; Rhamnaceae.